Messenger RNA from Linnemannia hyalina, 3948 nucleotides. The record is from the annotation of a GenBank genome assembly. NCBI's taxonomy places the organism in Eukaryota, Fungi, Mortierellomycota, Mortierellomycetes, Mortierellales, Mortierellaceae.
AUGGAGCAGGAGGUACAUGAGGUACUGGGAGAACCGGACGACAAGGAACGGCUCGACUAUCUGGUUGUUCCCGAAGUGGAUGACACAUACGACCCCCUCGACGGAGACAUCCCCAAUCUCGAGAAUGCAGAUCCGGCUCCCCCAAGGGCACAUCUGGAGUUUGGCGAGAAUGUGGAAAAGGUCUUUGCUGACGAGCAGAUCCCUCUUUUUGAACAGAUCCGCCUCCAGUUCGAAAGCACAUACGACGCUCACCGGUCGCGCUUGACCGCCAAUAUUCUACAGUAUCUCUCUCAGAUGCAAAUCAGCGACGCCAUUUCCACUGUCAUUCCCGUCCUUCAAGGACUCUCGGCCGAUGCAAAGGAUUCUAUUCGUGAAGUCUUGGCAUCGCAACUGGACAAGAUUGUUCUUCAUUUUUUCCAACACGCAAGAAUCAGGACUGAUGAGGAGACACCAGCAGAACUCUCUGUCACCGUGCAGGGUCAAGAUACCAUCACAACUCAGGAGCUAGCUGAUCCGUCGACUCUGCCUCACAACGUCUUCACACCCAUCUUUAUCAACCUUCUUCUCGACCAAAAUGCAGGAAUCGCCCACCAGACGCGGCAGGCUGUUGUCACUGUGGCGGAAAACAUUUCAGAAGACUUGCUAGAAAAGGAGAUUUUGAAUGGUAUUGUCGACGGACUGGAGAGAUUGUAUGAAGCGACUGGCGAGGGUUCUCCCCAUGCACAAGAGGAUGCCCACGACCCAUUCUCGGCGGACAACAACGAGGAACAGGAUGGCGAGGCGGAGCUCGGCAAGAUGCUAGUUGUUGUUCUGCUGACAUCGUUGGCGAACGCCCUUGGAAAAGCGCGCUGUACCGAGUUUGUCCUGCCCAAACUGGAGAAGCUUGUGACGCAUUCGCAGUUUUAUGUCCGCAAGGAAAUUGUGCUGGCUCUGGGAACUUUGUGCAAGGUCGUGGAUCAGGAUGUGGUGGUGAACAAAAUGCUUCCACUGUUCGAUUUGUUUGUGCGUGACGACAGUUGGGAGAUCCGCAGGGCGUGUUGCACAAUAUUGGGAACCUUUUCUUCCACCUUGCCACUGGACCUGAGAAUCAGUAAAGUCGAGGAGAUUUACGACAUUUAUGCUGGGGAUGUCAGCAGGAAUGUGCGCAACUCCGCAAUGGAGGUCCUUGGAGAGGUCAUUUACGGCUUAGGACAGGGCAAUGUCCCAGACACGCUCCUGAACCACUUCCUGAGCAUGGGUCAGCAGCCUAUGAAUGAGCAUGAGCUGGCAGUGAUGUGCGCCUUCAGCUUCCCAGCUGUCGUAUUGACUGCGGGUCGGUCAAAGUGGCCUCAGAUGAAGCCAGUGUAUAUGAAGCUUGCCGGAACAUUCAGAUUCCCUAUCAGGAGGUCAUUGGCAUGCUCCCUUCACGAGGUGGCCAAGAUUCUCGGACCAGAACUCGCCGACCGAGACUUGGCAACGGCGUUUUCAGAGUGUCUCGUGGCGGAGGACGAGGUCAAGGAGGGCGUGAUCGGACAUGUGGUCGAGUUCGUCACGUGUCUCUCACCCAAGAAACGUUCUGAGGCUCUGAGGAAUCUCAACACCGCAUGGCUGGAACUCGAACAGUCAAGCAACUGGCGCCUGCGCGACUCUUUGGCGGGACAGCUUCCAGGACUAUGUGAGAUUGCAGAGGGCCAAGACUUGGUCGAGGUUCUUAUUCCGUUGAGUAUACGGGCGUGCACAGACUCUGUCUCAACCAUUCGCGAAUCUGGAGUUAUGGCUUUCCCUGCACUUUGGGACGCCAGUACUCGCAUUGGACCCUAUGAUCCUAGGGCAUUGUCGUCCGAGGUUGCUGAUGUUUCUGAACAGGAAGAGGAGGAUGGACCAGUGCCGGGCUGCUUUGGCGAGGGCGAAGAUGUUGAAAUGGAAGAUCUGACGGCACAGUUGAACGGACCCACAGACACGACCCUGGAGGCCAUGCCGAGCGGGACGUUUGCAGAGGCCCUCGAAUCAGCGUCAUCCACCUUUGCAUCUACUAUAACAAAAGCAUCGGCAGCUGUUGCGAAUGCACCAUCUCCCCCAGCCACUGUACCAGAUCAGGACGAUGCAGACAGGACGACUACCAUCCAGAGCCAGGUUGUCCGACAGACUGUUGAGUUUGCCACGACAGGAGGAUUCCGAUCUCGUGUGGUAGCAGUCCAAAUUAUCCAGUCGCUGUUGGAUUCGGGCAUGACGGUCGAGGACUUUGAGGAGUACUUCUUGGUGAUACUGAUUGAGCGAUUGGCGACGGAUACUGUUGUCAAUGUCCGCAUCUGGGUCUCCAGGGUUGUGACCUGGAUUAUCGACAGCGGAUUUUAUAACGACGCGCCAGAAUCCAACCGCCUGCAAGGAUUGCUGACGACGAUGCAGCACGACCCAGAUCGCGAUGUUCGUAUCUACGCUGGAGGGCCCGCUGAGCUCCCUAAGCCAAAGAAGAAGAAAAGGUCGAGCAAGUCCAAGGGAAAGAGCAAGAAGAAGAAGAAUGGACCUUUCGGCGCUUCCUCGGACCGGAGUCUCGUCGGGACGAUUGCCGAAGGAGACGAGGAUGCCGACGGUGAUGAGGAAAUGCAGAUCCCUGCUGAUGAGAAGGGCAGCGACGAGGAUGAAGACGACGAUGAGGAGGAAGGCGAAACCGACAGCGAGGAGGACGAGAGCAGCGACGACAACUUGGAUUUCCUGAACUCUGCCAAAGCCAAGGGGAUCUCGAACAAGCCUAGGAACCGCAACAGCAUUGGUCUCGGCAUGAAAGUCAUGGUCAAUAACAAGCUGACCGUCUCUGGCAAGGAGAUCCGGAAACCUAAGACGAGCUGGGACUAUAUCCAUGGCGAGAUUGAUGACGAUGAGGAGGAUGGCUCGGGGGAUGGCACUCACAAGUCGUUUUCAGCAUCACUGGGAUCCAAGGAGGCGCUGGAACGGAACUGGGAUGAGGAUGAGGCCGAUGAUGGUGAGGGUGUGUCGCUGUUUGAUGCUCCAAGGCAGUUUGAUGAGGGCGAGGGCGAAGGCGAUUUUGAUGCGCCAAGGCAGUUUGGGGAGGGUGAGGAUGAGUCGCUGUCCUUGUUUGAUGCGCCCCGUCGGUUCAGCGAUGGCUACUCUGAUGAGGACGAUGACGAAGACACAUUCGUUAAGAAGCUUCAAGCCUUUAGAGCCAGCACGGAUAGCACGAGCGCGGCAGUGACCAGUACGGCAACACCCACGAUAGAAUCGACGGCGACAACAAAGACGGACUCGCCGAUGGAGGUUGCAAUGGAGGAAGCAGUUCAAGAUGGGUCGGAUGAACGGGUGGCGGUCGUUGUCUCUGGUAGCAACGACAAUGCUCUUGCUGGCCAAGAGCCCUCCCACGACGGCGGCCGACCUGUGAGCGAUGCUGAGCUGACGAAGGAACACGAAUUGGUCUUGCCUGCCCCAGUCACGACCCCGGCGGUUUCGCAAUACCCCCCACUGUCACCCGCGACCGCACCGUCGGCUCAGGCAGUAGCAUUGACCUCUCAAGUACAGGCACCAUCCACUCUCAGCUAUGCAGCGUUGGUCAAGAAGGAGGAGACCGGCAGCUGUCACAGCCCCAAAAAGGUUCUGGUGCCGAUGGGAGGUAACCGGGGAGCCGUGACAGUAGAUGCGGCGCAGUCAGCCACUCGGAAUGGAACCUCGUCAUCGACAGCAACAGGACGAUCUCCGGAGGAACAGGUUUUGCGAGUGCUGAAUGCGAAGCUGCAGGCCACGGGCACAUUGGGCAAGAAGGCAGUCCCGCCGCCAUUAUCGCCCAUCAACACCGCUCUUUCCACAACCACCGACGCCAAUGGAACGAAACGAGCUUUGGCGUACAAGGACCCUGGCUCGCCGUCGUAUGCAGCGAUCGUGGCGUCAGGAGCAACGUCUCCUCAUCCCGGGAGGUUGACGUUUUCACCUUUCUCGCCCAUGACCACUAGCGCACCCUAA